AUGAUAAAACGAUUAAAACAUGAAAAUCAAUUAAACAUACAUUUAAAAUCAUUACAAGGUAUUAUUAUUCCAAAUCGAAUUACAUCUGGAUAUUUAAAAACUUUAAACUGGUUUUAUAUUAUAUGUUAUGAAUUUAGUGGAAAAUCAAAAGAAUUCGACAAGUACACAUAUGAUGAAAAACAAAUGGCAUUACAUGCACUACGUCAAUUACAUUUAAAUAAUGUUUUACAUAACGAUUUACGCUGGGAAAAUUUUCUUGUCAAUUAUGAUGAUAAUAAUGAUAAACAUAAUCAUAUUAUGCUAUGUGAUCUUGAAGAUGCGGUGAUUCUUAAUGAAAAUGAUAUGAGAAAAAAGAACUUAUUUCAAAAAGAAGAAAAUAAAUUAAAAAAAUUAUUAAGUUAUACAAAAUAA
Molecule: messenger RNA, 411 nt
Organism: Rotaria sp. Silwood1
Lineage: Eukaryota; Metazoa; Rotifera; Eurotatoria; Philodinida; Philodinidae
Source: the annotation of a GenBank genome assembly